Cutaneotrichosporon oleaginosum is the source of this 1683-nucleotide messenger RNA. RefSeq lists its product as uncharacterized. Lineage: Eukaryota; Fungi; Basidiomycota; Tremellomycetes; Trichosporonales; Trichosporonaceae. The record is from RefSeq and is a predicted model, not a curated record.
AUGGUUGUCAUAGAGCAGACUGGAGUGCGAAGUCCAGGUCCUCUCGUCACGACACCUCUCGUCGCGGUCAACGAUGCCGCAAGUCCAGCCUUCCCGCCUUCCCCGCUCGCGCUCGACGCAGUCACUCCGACCGCCUGCCGCUGGGACAACAUCCAGCGCGACCUCAGUGACCUCAACACCUGCUCUAGGACACCAGCGAAAGCCAUCGCUAACCCGGCCACCGCGGGCGGGAUUGCGGCACAAGCCGGCCCCUCUUCCGAGCCACCGUCCCUCCGGCUCGGGCACCUCCUCUAUAUCGACCAGGUCGGUGGUCCCCUCGUUGGGCCGUCUCCGACCAGCCCCGCGCCCGCCCACAAGUUCCAGCAACUCGUCUCUCUCAACCACCAAGGAGCCCCCAGCGCUGAGGCCAUUGUCGAGAAGGGCAAGACACCUGCGCCCCUCACGGCGGCACGCACCGGGCCGGCGCCGAGCAUCAAGCCCUCCGCGCCGGCGCGCUCGCGGCCCCGCGCGGCGACUUUGGUUGAGAGCCCCGAGACGCCACCACGCAGCCAGAGAGGUCCGGAGAAGCUCACUCCAAAUAGGACCGGGGAGCGCGGAAAGCGCACGACAUCUGAGGCGCGCCCACUUGUCCUUGCUGGCGCGAAGCGCGUCACCGCACCUGCUCGAGGAGAGUCCGUCGAGUCGCUCCAGCCGCAGCCGAGUCCUCCGCCCAAGACGACCACGACGCGCUCACUCAUCCGCCGCCCUCUAUCGCUGGCUGACAGAGUGUUUGGAAACUCGAAGAUCUCCGCGAAGGACACAAACAAGCACGCGCCUCCACCUUCACCCUCCCCUUCCUCAGCCCGGCAGCUCCGCGCCCGACCCACUGUCUCCAUCCCAGGAGAUUCGGUUGAGGAGCUGCGCACCUCCCUCCGCCGCCGCAUCAGCAACGCAUCUCCCCCCAAGUCUCCUCCGCCAAAGUCAGCCUCGCCUACCGCCGCCAAGUUCUCCUCAACGGGCAGCAAGUUCUCCGCUCCCCCCUCGCCGGCGGAAAAGUCUACGUCCUUCAAACUCCCCUUCUCCAAAACCCGCACCCCCGCCCGAUCCCAGCGCCUCGAAUCGACGCCGGCACGGCCUGCCACCGCACGCUGCGCUCUGCCCGACACGCCUGCGAUCUCCGCCUACCUCCGAGAGCAGAGCAUGCGUAUCGGCCACAUUGGUGAAGAGGACAUCUCGCUCGCGUCAAGUGGAUCCUUUCACGCCCUCACGCCGCCGGGACACGAGAGCACGGACGUAGAUUUCGUUUCUGCGAUUGCGGCGCAGACUCACUCUCACCCGCGUACCCGGGCGGCGUCGCAUCGCUUGCCACGCUCGCCACUCUCUCCGACGUCGCCUCUCAGUCCGCGCCGCGCUCGGCCCCUCGCAGCUGAGCUGCGUGCCGAGGUUUCCCGCCUCAAGAAUGAGCGCGUGCUACUAGAGACGCGCAUAGCCUCCCUCGAGGCGGAGGAGGGCCGCUUAACGGGCCUCGCGGAGGCGGCUCUGCGAGAUCGCCAGCGCGCACUCGAGAGUGCAGAAGAGGCCAAGGUUGACCGCGAAGCGGCGAUGUGGGAGGUAGUGGUGCAAGUUGCCGACGAGGCGAUCGAGGAGGAGCGCGCUCUCAAGCAUGCUAUUACCGUGGCGCGCGCGAUUGUCAUGGCUUUGUAG